AUGACCCCAAAAAGUGAUGGAUCCUACAAGGUUCCCAAGGAGUUAGUGGAUGCAUGGAAGGCUGGAGAACAUGAUCGAAUUGUCCAGGAUUUUGUGGAUGCUGGUUAUGACAAGGACAGUUUCGUCACCAGAAGUCUCAAGAGAUUGAAGGAAAAGACUUCAGAGCAAGAGAUGUGGGUUGAUGGUGAGUUUGUGUCGGAAACGGACAUGAAAGACCGUCUCAAGCUCUCGGAGCGCGAUCGAUACGAGAAGAACAUCAAGCUCUACUGGUAUGAGGGGAGCGUGAAUGGCCGUAAACUGAAAAGGAAACGCGACACUGUGCUUGAAGAGGACUCCGAUGUUGAGGAACCAGAGCUCAAUAGCGAUUUGGAGUUUGAUGCUGACUGGGGUUUCAAGGAUGCGUUGAAGCAGAUCUCAUUUCCAGAAAUGGAUUCGGAUGGGCUUCCUAGUGCCUACAUCUCCAAAGUCUUAGUAUGCUUAGGCAAGUGGCAAAUGAAGAUGAUGGAUUUGGGUUCGGAGUUUGAAGGUUGCAAAAACGAGUCCAUGAGGCAGUUGGCAUCCAAAGCUGAUGCUCGAUCGCAGGGUUUGUCGGAGCUGGCUGAUGAGCUCACUACGUUGAACAGCAGUGGAAUCUGUGAUGGUUUCACUGGUCAGUGCCGCGAAGCAUUGUGCCUCCAAAGUCGAGCUGUGCCUGUCCUGAAGCACAUGAAGGCGAAGAACCAGCCUCGUGUCAAGCAGGCUCCAGCCAAAACAGUCUCGGAGAAGACCGCUGCACUAGCGGCCGAACACGGCAAGACCUUUGCAAAGCAGUCGAUGGGUUCUUUCGGCAUCAGUGCCAGCAACGUGUUCUCAUUCCAACCAGUUUUGGGAUUGAGUACGGCGGCCUCUGAGAAAAGUGCGACCAUGACAUGCCAUUGCGACACCUCAGCUGAGUAUGGUGGUGCUGACUUCCGGGAUCCUUUUGCACAACGCCUCAACAGCAAGUUUUCAACAUAUCUGACGCAUUUCUUGCUGUUUGCGUUUCCAUCAAAGUCUUAUGCCACGUUCGACAAUAUCUUGGUUGGCUUACUGACAACAAUUAUGGAUGAUUUGGCCGUGGCUUGCAAAGAGGGGAUCAUGUCUGGUUGUGGACAACGUUUCUACCCAGCAUGUGUUGGUUUCAAACUGGACAUGGAGUGGAUGGUGAAGGUGGGUUCCUUGGUAAGGAAGGCUGGUCUCCGAAAAACCAACAACUCCUACGCUGGAUUGUUGCUGGUGCCAAAGGUGGCUUGUCGUUUGGGCAAGGGAUCCAUGGUCAUGGUCGUGAUCUCUGAUCUCGCAGCGGCAGAUGCGGAGAACCUUUUCGCCUUGUAUGAUUUCGAUGGCAUCUCUUUGCUGCCUCGCGGAGGUCUCACCGAUGCCCAGAAGUCCUACGAGACAUUGGGCUCGAGAAGGAACCAUGACGUGGUCUCUGAUUCGACUUGGUCACGAAAGGAACUCGGAGCUGACCUUCCAGCUUUCGCACGUGUUGCCUUUGAUUCCCAUUCCGCAGAUUCGCAUUUCCUCUCGCCCAAUGAAUUCAAACAGCUCUACUACCGCUUGAUGCACCGCUAUCCAACUUUACUUCCAAGGACCCCAGCCCUGAGGGUGACCGUCUAUUCGGCCAAGAAUUUGCCGCCUGCAGAUGUCAAUGGGAAAGCCGAUCCCUACUGCACGAUGCAGCUGGUAGGAAAGCCGCACAUAAAGACAAGGACAAGGCACUUGGAAAAGACCUUGGAUCCCAGGUGGGGCGAAGAGCUGACUGGAUGCUAUGUUUACCAGGAGGGCGAUGAUCUCCACUUUGAGGUGGUCGACUAUGACAGGGGGGCCCUGCAGGGUGACCUCAUGUGUAGUUGCAUCGUGCCCAACAAGGAGUUCCAUCGGACCGGAGGCUUUGAUGGUGCCUGGCCGAUGACCUUGGCUCCAGAGCUGGCCAAGUUGAAGGGUUACAAUCCAACCCUUCGACUUCGUAUCCAAGUCACCGCCUUUCCAGAGCCUCCACCACGGAUGACCAUUCUCGUUCGUCAUGCUGAAGGUUUGCCUCCUGCAGAUGCAAAUGGCAAAUCUGAUCCGUUUUGCUCUCUGCAGCUGGUCGGAAAGCAGUUCUCCAGGUCGACCACAACGAUCAAGUCCAGAACGCUUGAGCCGGUCUGGAAUGAAACCCUGACAGAUAAGCACAGAUACGAAGCUGGAGAUAGCCUUUCCAUCAAGAUCUGGGACUACGACAAAGCAGCGAACAAUGACCUGCUUGCCGAGGGCAUUCUGGAUGGCAGCCACUUCCACAAGCCAGGUGGCUUCGAUGGGGAGUUCAAUCUGCAGAGCUGCGAGCCAAAGUAUUCACCCGUGAUCAGCAUCAAAGUCCUGGUUCGCGAGGUGGAGGAGGCCCAAGAAUUUCUCCAAAAACUGGAGAGAAAGAAGAGCCCUUAA
Cladocopium goreaui is the source of this 2445-nucleotide messenger RNA. The record is from the annotation of a GenBank genome assembly. NCBI's taxonomy places the organism in Eukaryota, Dinophyceae, Suessiales, Symbiodiniaceae.